AUGUUUGGAGGUGGAAGAAUUACCAGGUUGGCUGAGAAGGAGGCUCUUCUGGGUGCAGAAGGUCUUGGAGAAGCUGAAGCUGUGAUUUCCAAGUGCGCAUGUCAGGUUGACUAUAUGGUAGUGGGUGUAUGCAUCAGCUCGAAGAUGCCAAUUAGACAUACCUUGGCUUGCUGCAAAGUUCUUACUGGGGAUUUUGCAGCUGAGUUCUUAAUUCAGAUAACAGACUUUCUCAUGAGGCAGCGAGCUACAAUCAUGGCCCCGCAGACGAAGCUCCUCCAAGCCACCGGUGAUGCAGCCUAUACCGCGAAGGCGCAGUCGCUUAUUGCCAGUCUGGAUGCAGAGAUUCCAGCCUCGCUUCGCCUGCCCGCUUCAAUCCUUGAAAAUCUACCGCUCGACGUGACAGGAAUUCCCAGGUCGUGUGGGCUCUUGACCCCCGCUGAACUGACGAUCACGGAGCUCGACGCCACGGAGGUGUGUGCGCGGAUCGCUAGGGGCGAGCUCACUGCGGUCGAGACGGUCACCGCGUUCGGGAGGCGCGCGGCCAUCGCGCACCAGCUGACGGCGUGUUUGACGAACUACUUCUUGGAUGAGGGCAUCGCGCGCGCCAAGGAGCUAGAUGAGUACUUUCAACGCGAGGGUAAGGUCGUCGGGCCGCUGCAUGGCCUGCCUGUUUCUAUCAAGAACCAUUUUCCUAUCAAAGGUAGGACAGGUUUUGCGGGCUUCCUCUCCACGUUCGAGGUCUCGCCGGACGACUGCGACAUGACCCGUAUCCUGCGCAGUCUUGGUGCCGUGUUCUACGUGAAGACAAACCAGCCUCAGACGCUGAUGCACCUCGAGUCGCACUCGUUCUACGGCCGGACACUCAAUCCUUACAACACGAAUCUGUCCUCAGGUGGCUCCUCUGGUGGUGAGGGGGCACUCAUUGCAUUGAGAGGGUCGUGUAUAGGAGUUGGCAGCGAUGGAGGAGGAUCCAUUCGAAACCCAUCCGCCAACUGUUCGAUCUAUGGAAUUCGUCCAACGACGAAGACUAUGCCCGCGGAUGGGUUCUUGUGGUACCAGGAUGGUCAGAGCUUCGCCUCGUCCACAGGCCCAAUGUGCCGCUCUGCACGUGACAUCCAGACGUUCCUCUACGCGAUCCACUCCGCGAAGCCCUCUCUAAUCAACCCGUUGCUCAUCCCCCUGCCGCUCGUGGUGCCCUCCCUUGAAGGGCAGAAGCUGCGCGUAGGGUUCAUGAUGCAUGACGAUGUCGUUCUGCCUCACCCGCCGAUGCUGCGGGCGCUACAAAUGGCACGCGAGAAACUGCUGGCUGCGCUGGAUGUCGAACUGGUCGAGUACAAGCCGUAUGACCACGAUCGGGGAUACAGCCUCAUCCGCGAGUGGUACUUCGAGGACGGUGGGGAGACUGUCCGGAGGCUCUUGAAGGAGGGCGGCGAGGACAGCCUGCCGCUCACAGAUUGGGUGAUCAGCCCACCAUACACGAAGAACCAUACCCCCGCCGAAAUGUGGGCGCUUGGUGAUAAAGUGGACAAGUACCGCCGGGAAUAUUCAGACCACUGGCGGGCUUCCGGGAUCGACGUUCUUCUGUGUGCGCCGUUCCCCGGUACGGCGAACCCACACGACAAUGCGCGAUACUGGGGAUACACGGCAGUUUGGAACCUGCUCGACUAUCCGGGAGUCGUGUUCCCCAGCGGGCUGAAAGCCGAUCCAGCUAUUGACCUAGCUCAGGAACAAAUCAACCCGAUGAGCCCAUCUGAUUCAUACAACCAUUCGUUGUAUGUUCCCGAAGUAUUCGUCGGUGCUCCCAUCUCAUUGCAGCUGCUCGCGCGGCGGUUCAAUGACGGCUUGCUCCUUGCCGCGCAGAAUAUUAUCGAGGGCGUUUUGAGGGCGUGA
Messenger RNA from Sparassis crispa, 1890 nucleotides. RefSeq names its product Putative amidase. The transcript has 13 exons. Lineage: Eukaryota; Fungi; Basidiomycota; Agaricomycetes; Polyporales; Sparassidaceae. The record is from RefSeq and is a predicted model, not a curated record. Bases 1 to 1890 code for a protein of 629 amino acids.